Molecule: messenger RNA, 1110 nt
Organism: Penaeus chinensis
Lineage: Eukaryota; Metazoa; Arthropoda; Malacostraca; Decapoda; Penaeidae
Gene: asf1
Product: histone chaperone asf1-like
Exons: 3
Biological process (GO): DNA replication-dependent chromatin assembly
Cellular component (GO): nucleus
Molecular function (GO): histone binding
Source: RefSeq, a predicted model, not a curated record
CUUUUUAAUGAAUUGCCUUUUCUCCCUGUUCCAGAUCUGGAGUGGAAAAUAAUAUAUGUAGGUAGUGCAGAAAGUGAAGACUAUGAUCAGACCCUUGAUACAGUGUAUGUUGGACCAGUUCCAGAAGGGAAACACAUGUUUGUAUUUCAGGCUGAUCCACCAGAUCAUACAAAAAUACCCGUUGGUGAUGCAGUGGGUGUGACGGUUGUGCUGUUAACUUGCGGAUACAAAGGGCAGGAGUUUGUAAGAGUUGGUUAUUAUGUGAAUAAUUCUUAUACAGACCCUGAGCUUCAAGAAACCCCUCCUGAUGUCCCACAGUUUGAAAAGCUUCAGAGAAAUAUCUUGGGAACACAGCCACGUGUCACAAAGUUCAAAAUUGACUGGGAUGAUGCAAAGGAUUCGGAAAAUAUCCCACCCUCCGAGAACGCAGCAAGCGACGGUGCCUCCACAUCACAGAAUUCCACAGACCUCAAAGGCAUAACUGUGAUGGAGAGCAGUAAUAGUGCUUGUGCCAUGGAGGUGGCAUAAAUUUUUGAUUUUUAGGUCAAUUUUUCUAUACUGCUUAAACCCUUUCAUAUUGUAAUUGUGAAUGUUUUGUAUUCAGUGCAACUAGAUAAGCUGGUAUUGUACAGUCUUUUUGCCUCCCAUUCUUACACAUGAUUUUGUGAUAAAAAUUUGCAUAGGGAAUAGUUUUCCAAUUAAUUACUACUUUUUAUAUGAAGCAAAUAUUGAAAUUCGUUUUAUUUCUUACAGUAGACUAAUUAUAUUAUAUUAUUGUCUUUACCUUGUUCAUAAAAAAGAUUUUUAUUUUCACAUGCAGUCCACCAUAUGUUCCCAAAGCCACUGCCACAAUUGUGUUGGACUGAGUCACUUAAAUUAUUUACCAAUAUUAACAAACCCAGUGGGGCGUUAAUGGAUCACUUGUCCGGUGCAAUUAAUGCUGAAAUUAUAUAUAUAUAGUUUACCUGUACAAAAAAAAAAAGGUUUGAUCAGUUCUCAUAUAAAAAAAAAAUAUUCUUAGGAAAAACCUUCUCAGCAAUGCAGGCUGACUAGUCCCAUUCUGAGUUAUGUAUAUUUAAUUAUUUUAAUAAAUUUGUGAAUUCUUGUGAA